UUCACAUGAAAACCUGUGGGAAUGCAAAACGAAAAAGUUCCCUGGGGUAUGGUCCUCCCUAGCAGGAACUUCUCUCUCUGAAAGCAGCUACUGUUGACGUCCAGGCGGUUCCACCUGUGCCCCUGUGGUCCCUGGGUGUCCUCCUGGCUGAGCCUGAGGCCUCCUGCUGUCUCCCCUAGUCUCAGAACCAAGGCCAGUGUUAAACCUCAAACCUAAAAAAAACCUGCUGUCAACAGACUUCCUCCUGAGUCAACCAGCUGCAGUUUGGACAUUUAUGUGGAACCAGUGUUUCAGCGCCGCUCCUUAAAGAACUGAAAGAGUCAGAGAUGGAAGGAAUCUAUGCAAAUGUGGAGGUGACAAAAUCUGACCACUGCAGACCUCUGCCUCCUCAGACAGCUCCCCAGGGCUCAAAGACGGGUUUUUAUGGAGCUCUUGUCUUUCUGGGACUGAUCUGUGCUUCCUUAUUGAUUGGAGUCAUCGUCCUUGGUGUCUGCUACACUAAGUCCAUACGUGGCUCGGCUGCAGAACUGUCCUCUGUCAAAGCCAACCUGACUGAAAUUCUCCAGACCAGUCAUGACCAAAUAUCCAACCUGACGGAGGACAGAGACCGGCUCAAUGCCAGGCUCAUCAGAGUGACUCAGGAGCUGGAGAGGCUGCAGAAUCUGUCCAAAACAAGUGGACCGUGUGUUGCAGGAUGGAAGGUGUUUAAAGACAGUUGUUACCGGUUUUCAAAUGAGACAAGAAACUGGGAAGCAGCCAGACAGGACUGCAGAAACAGAGGAGCAGAUCUGGUGAUCAUAAACAGUAAAGACGAACAGAACUUCAUCUCAAGGUUCAAGCAGGAUUAUUGGAUUGGUUUGAACGACCUGGAAAAGGAGGGAACCUGGAAAUGGGUUGAUGGAUCUCCGGUCACUCUAAAGUUCUGGAAAGCAAAGCAGCCUGACAACGGUAAUAAUGAUCCACAGUGGGGUGAGGAGGACUGUGCACAUGUCACUGGUUCAGGCCAGUGGAAUGAUCUGUCGUGUUCCUACCCUUUCCACUGGAUCUGUGAGAAACGUUGUUUCAACUAAUCAUUUUACAAAUUCUGUAAGAUCAUAUUCAAUUAUACCUUACUCAUAUCUUAUUAAAAAUGAUCAAUUAAUCCUCAUGCCUCCCUAAAAAAGCAAACAAACAAACAAAAAA
Molecule: messenger RNA, 1182 nt
Organism: Sphaeramia orbicularis (orbiculate cardinalfish)
Lineage: Eukaryota; Metazoa; Chordata; Actinopteri; Kurtiformes; Apogonidae
Product: CD209 antigen-like protein C
Exons: 7
Coding region: 327-1070 (247 amino acids)
Source: RefSeq, a predicted model, not a curated record